UUUAACUCCGGCUGUGAGUCUGAUUUUAACUCCUGCUGCCGGUUGAACGCAGCCUGUCGCUGCUGCAUCGCUCUGAAAAUGGCGGACAAAACGCCAGGCGGGGCUCAUAAGGCCAACUCGAAGGCUUUGCUGGAAAGCAAGUUGAAAGCCUUCAGCAUUGGCAAGAUGGCUGUGGCUAAAAGAACCCUGAGCAAAAAGGAGCAAGAUGAGCUCAAGAAGAAGGAGGAUGAAAAAGCAGCUGCAGAAAUCUAUGAGGAAUUCCUCGCUGCCUUUGAAGGAGGUGAAGGCAGAGUCAAGACGUUUGUCCGAGGGGGCAUCGCUAAUGCCAGCAAAGAGGAAGCUGCAGCUGAUGAUAAGAGAGGAAAGCUCUACAAACCAAAAUCAAGAGUUUUGGAGGCCAAAAGUUUUCUGCCCCUGGAAACACCUCCACAGUUUCUUGCGUUAGACAAACGUAACGCGUCAAAGAAAGGAGAGAAAGAAAAGAAAAAGAGCAACCUUGAACUUUUCAAAGAGGAGCUUAAACAGAUCCAGGAGGAGCGUGAUGAACGCCACCGGUUGAAGGGGAGAGUCAGUAGAUUUGAGCCUGUGUCAGCCAUGGAGGGAAGAAGAUCGUCGGAUGGUUCUUCACGAAGAAACCGUCCGUCCAGUGUUUUGGAUGACUCUGCUCCGGGCUCACACGACGUUGGUGACCCAUCAACCACAAACCUUUACUUGGGAAAUAUAAAUCCUCAGAUGAAUGAGGAGAUGCUCUGUCAGGAGUUUGGCCGCUAUGGUCCUCUGGCCAGUGUGAAGAUCAUGUGGCCCAGGACGGAUGAGGAGAGGGCCAGGGAGAGGAACUGUGGCUUUGUCGCAUUCAUGACAAGGAGAGAUGCAGAACGAGCGCUUAAACACUUAAAUGGAAAAAUGAUAAUGAACUUUGAAAUGAAACUGGGAUGGGGCAAAGGCGUGCCAAUUCCACCUCACCCCAUUUACAUUCCCCCCUCCAUGAUGGAGCACACUCUUCCCCCUCCGCCCUCCGGCCUGCCCUUCAACGCUCAGCCCAAAGAGAGGCUGAAGAACCCAAACGCUCCAAUGCCUCCUCCGCCCAAGAACAAAGAGGAGUUUGAGAAGACUCUGUCGCAAGCCAUAGUCAAAGUGGUUAUCCCAACAGAAAGGAAUUUGCUCUGUCUCAUCCACCGAAUGAUCGAGUUUGUGGUGCGUGAGGGACCCAUGUUUGAGGCCAUGAUCAUGAACAGAGAAAUCAACAAUCCUUUAUACAGGUUUUUAUUUGAGAAUCAGAGCCCAGCUCAUGUGUAUUACAGGUGGAAGCUGUAUUCCAUACUACAGGGAGAUUCUCCAACUAAAUGGAAGACAGAUGACUUUAGGUUGUUUAAGAACGGCUCUUAUUGGCGGCCGCCUCCUCUAAACCCUUACCUGCACGGCACUCCUGAGGACGAGGAGUGUGAUGAUGACGACGAAGAGGAAAGCAGCAAGAAGGGAUCCCUGAAGGACGAUGAGAGAGACAAGCUGGAGGAGAUGCUCCGUGGCCUCACCCCGAGGAGGAGUGAUGUUGCUGAGGCCAUGCUGUUCUGCCUCACCCACGCAGACGCAGCCGAGGAGAUCGUGGAAUGUGUCGCUGAAUCUCUGUCCAUCCUUAAAACUCCACUCCCGAAAAAGAUUGCGAGGUUGUAUUUGGUGUCAGAUGUCUUGUAUAACUCCUCCGCUAAAGUCUCUAAUGCGUCCUACUACAGAAAAUUCUUCGAAGCAAAACUCUGCCAGAUAUUCUCUGAUCUCAACGCCACCUUCAAGACGAUACAGGGCCACUUGCAGUCGGAGCAUUUUAAGCAACGAGUGAUGUCGUGUUUCCGGGCAUGGGAGGACUGGGCGGUGUAUCCUGAUCCGUUCCUCAUCAAACUCCAGAACAUUUUCCUGGGACUCGUCAGUCUGGAUCCAGACAAAGAGACCCCCACAGAGCUGGUGUCUGAACAGCCCGUUGAACAGGUGGAGGAUAUAGAUGGCGCCCCUAUUGUGGAGGAGGAGCUGGACGGCGCUCCUCUGGAGGACGUCGACGGCACUCCGAUCGACGGAGCUCCUCUGGAUGGAGCUCCAAUGAUGGACGACCUGGAUGGAGUUCCCAUAAAGGGCACGGAGGAUGAGCUGGACGGAGUUCCCUUAGAUGGACCAAAACCAGCUUUUAAGAUGGCUCCAUCAAAAUGGGAGGAAGUGGAUGGAGCGGCUCUGGAGGCUCAAGCUGUAACCACUUCAAAAUGGGAAAUCUUUGAACUGCCAGAAGAGUCUGAAAAGACUAACGAGAGCAGGAAAACACAUGAAACCGACGUCAAAGAGACUUUGAAGAGCGUCUACUCUACAGAACAGCCAUCUCACUCCCAGCCUGUUAAAGAAGAAUACCAAGACUCAAAAUCCGCCAAGCUGUCAGAGAUGAGUGAGGAGAAGCGCGCUAAACUGCGGGAAAUCGAGCUCAAAGUGAUGAAGUUCCAGGAUGAGCUGGAGUCGGGGAAACGGCCGAAAAAAUCAGGACAGAGUAUUCAAGAACAAGUGGAGCUCUACAGGGACAAGUUAUUGCAGAGGGAAAAGGAAAAAGAGGUGGAGAAUAAAGAGAAGGAGAAAGAGAAAAAAGAAAAAGACAAAGCCGAAGUCACGCACAAAGAGAAGGAAAAAGAGGAGUCUUCAUCCAACAGAAAAGAAAAGAAACGCAGGCACAGUCCCUCCCCCAGUCCCACUCGCAGUAGCUCCAGCCGUCGCGGCCGCUCCCCGUCUCCACGGUCCGAGCGCUCAGACAGGUCCUACACCAAGGACAGCUCACGGUCCUCUUAUAAAGACUCGCCACGAGACAGUAGCAGGAAAUCCUCCAAAAGGUCACCUUCCCCACCUGUAACACCCAAACGUUCCCGCAGAUCCAGAUCGCGAACGCCCAAGAAAUCCUCCAAGAAAUCCAGGUCGCGUUCCCGAUCGCCACACCGUUCUCACAAGAAAUCCAAAAAGAGCAAGCACUGAAACGCAGCUGGAGCCACAGAGCAGCUGGAAUCUCUUUUUGUGCCUGAAUUUCGUCCUGUAAAUCUGUGUGGGAAGCGUUCCCCGUUCAGCCUCUCUCCCUUCGAAGUCCACUCCCAUCUGCACGCGUACAGUGUCCUCAAGGGUCUACACAGGAGUAUUUUAUAUUGUCAAAUAAGGGGCUUCCUCCGACGUCUUAAUUCGUCACGACAGAAAAUGAGUUGACGUCUCAGAACUAUGGCAUUAUUUUUGGUCAUGGUUUUUAGAUCCCUUGAAAAUGACUUAAAUUAAAAUAGUGUAUAUGUUUCAGUUGUAUAGAUGUUUUGAUUUUCAAUAAAGACACAACUUAUGUCACCUCUGA
Messenger RNA from Colossoma macropomum (tambaqui), 3352 nucleotides. Its product is annotated as U2 snRNP-associated SURP domain containing. Gene Ontology annotation, cellular component: nucleus. Gene Ontology annotation, molecular function: RNA binding. Gene Ontology annotation, biological process: RNA processing. The record is from RefSeq and is a predicted model, not a curated record. The transcript is spliced from 26 exons. NCBI's taxonomy places the organism in Eukaryota, Metazoa, Chordata, Actinopteri, Characiformes, Serrasalmidae. Bases 79 to 2994 code for a protein of 971 amino acids.